AACCAAUACAGUACACAGCACGCAACAACCGAAAACAAAGCGAAACAAAUCGAAUCGAAACAAAUCGAAACGAAACAAAUCGAAACGAAACGAAACAAAAGCAAAACACACACCAUGGCGACCGCCAGGAAUUCCGUGACGAAACGAGGCGAGAAGCCCGGGCCGCCGCGGGCCCGGAACCCAUCGCACACCGGCCCGSUGCAGACCAGCCGCGCCCCUUCUGCUCCGGCCUGCGCGGGCGGCUGCUGCCUCCCGGCCGGGACCGACGACGAUCCGUCCGCUUCCGACAGCAAGCACCGCAAGCGGUUCUUGCAGCGCCGGAACCAGCAGCGGAAGGUCCUGGGGCUGGUUGUGGCCUCCGGGGCCCUUGCGCUGGCCCUCCUGGCCCUCGCGGAAUGGUCAAGGGUGGGGGUCCGUUUCCUGCCGUCCCGCCUGUCCCUGCUGCCCUUUCUCGCGAGCAAAGGAAGCAGGCGCAACCCCGGGCGCAACCCCAGGGGGUACUUUGAUCCCUCGCUCGACGACGACGACGCCUGGGGGGACGACGACUACCCCAAACACGACCGAGUCGUCUUGGGCAACGGACACAGAGACGGACACAGACACAGAGACGGACACAGACACAAACAGGCAAAGAAACACGGACACAAACGAAAGAAGAAACGGGAAGACUCGGAGGACGAACCCGAGGAAGUCUCAAACCCCGAGGAGGUGAUGCGGCGCCGCCUCGCGGAGCUGGAGGAACUCAACGAGCGGAUGGUCUCCAACACCAACACCUCCAUUCGAUGGGCCGACAUGAGCGACGUCCCCGCCCUGCCCGGAACCGACACCACCAAACAAGAACAACGCAACAAGCUGCUCUUUGACAAAGACCACAACCAAAAGAGGUACCCGGCCUCGCCCGACCACAAGUCGACCCACCGGAAGUUUUACCAGGUCCACAGGCCGGAGGCAGAAAAAAUGGCCUGGGAGAUCGAGUUCGACGCCAUUCCCAACAAAGACCCGAAAGAGCGGUCGACCUACGUCGACUACGUCCACCACGAGUACGAAUACCCCCCGCAAAARCUCUCCGCACCCCCUUCCAGGCUGGGAGACUAUCCGAUCCUCAAACCCUACCGGGAGAUCAUGAAAACCUGGCCGCAGGACAACCUCGACGAUCCGCCCCCGGUCCUGAAGGAAUACCUGCAGCACUUUGACUGGAACGUCCCGUCCGACAUGGAGGCCGCCCUCAAAUUCCGCACCGCCAAGCUCCCCUUCAAGCUGAUCAACGUUCCGGAGGUCCUCGCCGCCACCCAGACCUGGACCGACGACUACCUGGCCGACCAGUUCGACGGGACCAAUCACAGCGGACACGGAAACCUGCCCCGAUCGAACGGCAAGUGCAACGAGGGGCCCGACAAUUUCUUUGCCUUUUUCAACGUGCCGCUCUGGGACGUUCUCACCCUCGGCAUCCCCCCCACGCGGGACAACGACUGGACCUUUCGCCGGUGGGCCAACCACGCGCACUACGCCGACCGYKUCGGGAUCAGCCCGCACCUCCCCCACUACUACUGGCAAUCCGGCGUCCCGAGGGACGAGCGGUACCAGCACCCAAAGACCUUUACCUUUGUCUCGAGGGACCUGCCCUCCUUUGCCAGCACGGAGGCCAACUUUGUUCAGUGGGUCCCGGACGCCCAGAAGGGCAUCCAGUGCCGGUUCGGGGAGCGGGGGAUCACGGCGGCGAACCACUACGACAGCGGACGCAACAUGAUCGCCAUGAUCACCGGCGCCAAGCGGUACAUCCUCAGCCCGCCCCGCGAGUGCAAGAAGCUCGGGAUCGUCUCCUCCAAGGGGCACUCGAGCUUUCGGCACUCCAUGCUCAACUACGGRCACAUGGCGCUCCUGGACGACCGGAAAGAUCCCAACGCAAGGGAMAUGCCCCCCGAGGAGGCCGCCUGGAUGGAAAUGGCCGGAACGGCCGAGGCCGUGAGCACGGUCGUCAAGGAGGGCGAGAUCCUCUACGUUCCGACCGGCUGGUUCCACUAYAUUACCAGCCUGCAAAAGUCCGCCCAGUGCAACGUCCGCUCCGGCCCCGACACCUCCGGGGACCCCUACUUUGGGGGCGCCCGGGACAUUCGGGAGAACUGCUUCCCGCACGAGUAGGGCACGGCAGGGCAGGGCCGGGUUUGGAACGGACACGCAAGCGCAAGCGC
Pseudo-nitzschia multistriata is the source of this 2189-nucleotide messenger RNA. The record is from the annotation of a GenBank genome assembly. NCBI's taxonomy places the organism in Eukaryota, Bacillariophyta, Bacillariophyceae, Bacillariales, Bacillariaceae.